This is a messenger RNA of Rhagoletis zephyria (snowberry fruit fly), 2048 nucleotides long. RefSeq names its product odd-skipped family member drumstick (gene drm). Lineage: Eukaryota; Metazoa; Arthropoda; Insecta; Diptera; Tephritidae. Gene Ontology annotation, molecular function: DNA-binding transcription factor activity, RNA polymerase II-specific; RNA polymerase II transcription regulatory region sequence-specific DNA binding. The record is from RefSeq and is a predicted model, not a curated record. Gene Ontology annotation, cellular component: nucleus. Gene Ontology annotation, biological process: embryo development; regulation of transcription by RNA polymerase II.
UGUAGAUUUCCGUCAUAAAAGAAUUAACCCACCACCAGCGCCAACCAAUACGCCCACAUAAAGCGCACACACCUACAUACAUACAUAGACGCAACAGUGAACUGCAUGUGUGGUAGUUACAACGACAGCAACAACUACAACAAUAAAGUCAACAAUUUGUUAAACAACGAUAGCGAAUGUGAAAGACUAACAAAAAAUACAAAAAAAAAAUAAAAAAUAAAACAAACAGAGAAAAACACUAAUAAUAACGCGGCGGCAACAAAUAUUAACGACAACGUACAUCAUAAAAAAGUAGCAACAAAAAUACAUAGUGUCAACGACUACUAAAACAGUAAUAGCAAAGAAAAGCGAAUAAACAAACAAAAACAACCAACAACAACAACAAGUACGAAUUGAGUACGCAAAGAAAUAAAGUGUCAAAGCGAAGCGAUUUAAAUCAUUUCGCCGCCACCAACACCACCACCACUUUGACAUACGCCUUCAACUCAAAUCAUUCUCCGUUCUCAAUUCCUCAUUCAUUAUCAGCGCCGCUGCCCCACAGUCCGCCCACAGUACGAUACGUGAGUUAGAGCGCGCGCGUGAGUAGCAGUAAACGUGUGUGCUGACAGUUACGAGUAUAAACCGUUAUCGCCCGCAAUUACGCCGUUACACACAACAACUAUUGAGAAGUAGCACCAAUACGCGCGCAGCAGCAGCAGCACAAAUACCAACGCUUCACAUUGCUGCCCCCACAUCACCCACAGUGCAACCACCACCAUUAGCGUGUGCGCUACGCCACCAUCGCAGUAGUAAAUAACUGAGCGCAGUGAUAACUAAUACGCUCGUAAUUUUGACGACGCGCACUCAAAAAGCAGUACGCCGCGCGCGCUUGUCAGUUAGUUGAUUUGUGCGCUGUACAGCCGCACAUCACAUGCCGUACGUCGCGCAUUUUCACUAAGUUCUCCUACUUAGAAAUUCUUGCGCUCCAGCGAGUAGUAGAACCUCAAAUUGGCCGCGCUUGCCGCCCAACGAGCAUACGAUAAUUGCAGUAGCGGGCGAAAAACAAACAAACGUACUUACAAAUUCCAUUUGGGAGCGCGAGCGUAAGGUUCGCCUAAUCAGUAAUUAGCUGACGAGUGCACAAAUACCUAAGUGUAGCGCACUUAUACAGCCACAAGCGCAAGUGCAUACUAUACACAUUUUUUUUUUAAUAUUUAUUGACGCGCUGCGCUGUCACCUCACCAAUACACUAACAACCCAGCAGCAGCACCGACAGAGGCAAAGCCCUAAGCAACGACAAAAUGUUCGCCGUAAUGAGAAUCGACAACGAUGACUGCCGGUCGGAUUUCCGUCGCAAGAUGCGUCCAAAGUGUGAGUUUAUUUGCAAAUAUUGCCAGCGGCGUUUUACAAAGCCCUACAAUCUGAUGAUACACGAACGCACCCACAAAUCGCCCGAGAUAACGUAUUCCUGCGAGGUUUGCGGCAAAUAUUUCAAGCAACGCGACAACCUGCGUCAACACAGAAAUAUGCAUCAGGAUACCUGUGGACGCAUGUACUAAAAUAAAGCAAAAACAAAAAGACAUUGACUAAGCUGAAAAGCAAAAAAAAUGAAGCAGCAAGUAUUUAUAAAAAUUUUAAAAGUAAACAAAAAAUAACUGCAACUUAAUUUAAAAAAAAAAACUAUCCCAACGCCUUAGCCCCCUUUCAAACACGUUAAGUUUUCGUAGGCGAAGGCGGCGAGUAGAGAGAGAGAGAGAAAGAGUACAGUUACCGCCAAACCGUCAUUGAGAAAUUGAGUAAAGAAGCGCGUAAACUUGAAUUCAAUAAAAGUUGACGCUUGUGAAAGUUAAUAGCAACACACCAAACAGAAAGAGAAAACAGUGCUUGCAUUCAGGCAAUUGAUUCGUGAAAACGCCGACUAAGAAACGCUUCACACUCAAUGUCCAACUGAUAAAUAGCAGCUGCGUAAAAUGCAAAAAUAUAGAAGAGCUUAAAAAUGAUUCACAAUCGUAAAACUUUCACUAAAAAAUUUCUUGACACCUGCAAGCCAAAAAGGGAUUUUAAGGCAA